AUGCAUAUCAUCUCUCCAUUCCCCAGUAUCCAAUACCCAAGAACUCACUGCCAUCGAUCGAUUGAUGCAGCCACUGAUCUGAUUCCGCCGCCAACGGGCUUCUCCCCAGAGCAGCAUGAAUUGAUACUAAAUUUUUGUAGAAAUAAAUUGCUUGCGACAAUGGUAUUUUGUGUAUCCCAACCAGGUGUGUGCCCUGCUUGGGCUUCGCGGUCGGCUUACGCAAAAUGCCAUUGUAUGCUACAUAGUCAAGUAAGCAGACUCAAAAAAAGGCAGAGGCCAGCUGCUGGAGUCCCAGGCUUCUCGUACGGGUUUAAUAAGGUUGUCACGCGAUUAAUACCGCAAUACUUCCAGGGCUUGUCACAUUCCCGGGGCGGUGAUCCUCUCAUCAUUCCUUAA
Molecule: messenger RNA, 396 nt
Organism: Morchella importuna
Lineage: Eukaryota; Fungi; Ascomycota; Pezizomycetes; Pezizales; Morchellaceae
Exons: 4
Coding region: 1-396 (131 amino acids)
Source: RefSeq, a predicted model, not a curated record